Molecule: messenger RNA, 1124 nt
Organism: Colletes gigas
Lineage: Eukaryota; Metazoa; Arthropoda; Insecta; Hymenoptera; Colletidae
Product: phospholipase A2-like
Exons: 5
Coding region: 34-822 (262 amino acids)
Biological process (GO): arachidonate secretion; phospholipid metabolic process
Source: RefSeq, a predicted model, not a curated record
AUUGCGUCGUUUCGAAGAAUAAAACAUCGCGUAAUGGCAUUGGAAAGAACAGUCGCGGCGUCGCUCGGAAGAACGAGCCAUCAGCAUCGCGCCGGAGUGACAGACAGCAAUAUCACAAUGUCCUGGAUACGCGCGAUACCGGCGUUCGUCGCCGUAUUUUUGAUCCUCGGCCUCGGGGAGUCCCAAUACACCGAAUCGAAGGAACUGAAGGAAACUUACAUUGGCCUGUUCGAGAGGACGAUCCGUCCAAUAGCGACGUCGAAACGAAUGCUCGAGCAAGGGAUCGCGGCCUUCAGAGACGACUUGAGGACACUGAGGUCCCAUCUGAUUGAACAGAACGAUCAAAAUCGAACAACGAUCGCCGACGUCCUGAAUCCGAUCAAAUUAAAAAUCAAAGCGAUAUUCCCAGGAACGUAUUGGUGCGGCGAUGGGAACAUAUCGCCGAGCAAAGGAGCUCUGGGAUUGUUCAAGAAAACGGAUGCCUGCUGCAAGGCCCACGAUUCGUGCCCAAAAACGAUUCCGUCCAACGGGGAGAAAGACGGCCUGAAAAAUAAUGGUAUUUUCACCAGAUCACAUUGUGAUUGCGACCAAGAAUUCUAUCAGUGCUUGAAGGACGCCAAUACGAUCAUUGCUACGGACAUUGGAACCACGUAUUUUAAUAUCUUGAGACCACAAUGUUUCAAAAGCGAUUAUCCCGUCGAGAAUUGCAAAAGAUAUGCAAGACGCCGAGUGAUAGACGACAAAUGCGUGGAGUACAAUUACGAUCGUGACAAAUCGGAAAAGAUGCAGUGGUUUGAUAAUCCAGACUUUAUUGGUAUUUGAUCAUUUUAAUAAACUAAUCUAUGAAGCACCGUAACAGAGGAUCUCUUACUGACCUUCGUACAUUAUAUAAAUAUACAUUAAUGCGCCGUUGAAUUAUACUAAUAUCUACAGUCCUUGGCUCAGCAAAGAACGUAAGGGGAAUCCCCUUGAAAAAUACGAAUACAAACACGCGUUACAAUUCGUAUGGAUUCGUAUUAGCAAUACCGAUUUCCUAAAUGAUAAAUAUUAUACAGAGUGUUCCGCCACCAUCAAUUCUAGAGGCCAAAAUAAGACGAAAAUCAAGAAUAUCAAUUUCUUGGCUG